AUGGGAAAUACUGUCGGUGACAUAGCUUUCCCCGAUAACCCCAGACGUCGCAAGCGUGCAGAAGGCUUGCGGCAGGACAUUCUACAAUUCGUGCAAGACUUUGAGCGGGAGAAGGCCAAGAAGGAAGAAGUAUUCAAUCAACUCAAGGCAGAGUUGGAUGCCGUCCUGUCCAAGUUGGGCGUGAAUACGCGAGAUGAACUGGACGAGUACAUCCGUAAGAACAUGAAGAAUGAUGCGGACCUUAGGGCCUAUGAUAAAUUGCGGGAGAGACUGAAGAUGGAGUUCCUGGUAGUAUGGGACAAGAGCGAUCAUGCCGCAACCCUGAUCGUGGACAUUCUGGGUCUGGUAGGCAUGGACACGCUAGUCAUCGCGGGGGCAGCCGUCGUGUUAGGCAUAAUCAGCUUUGCAGCUGCUCUCGGUGCUCUCGAGCUCGUUGCUGGGGAUGUCAUUCAUAAGAUGCUCAGCAAGCGAGCCGAGGCAUUCCAAUGUGUGCAACGUAUGAGGGUCCUCAACUCGUGGGCCUUGUCUAUUGUGAACGAUUUGAAAAAAGGCAAGUUCUUCGAACAGCUCAAGGAUCUACUAGAAGAGGGUCUCAAAGAGCCAUGGAAUCAGUGUACUCUCGGAUAUUGCCAGGAAAAACUCCGAGAGACCGAUGUGCAGAGCGGUGCCUGGAUGGAUGAAGACGGCGGCCCAUCCUAUUACUCUUCCGUUUCUGCCCGGAAACUCCUGGAGCCUACCGAUGCCCAUGGCAAGGUCGUGCGUGCGAGGCUCGUCUUUACACCUCUCGACACGGGGGUACGUCAGUCGGUGACAUUGAUGGUCCGUGGGGCCAUCUCCAGUACCAUCUGCAUUGCAACGUCUGGAAAGGACACUUGGUUCCUCAGUGGCAAGCCAGUUGAGAAGCUCUCUGAAUUGGAGAACGAGCGGUACGACCUUGAGCGCAUCCCCCAGGGCAGGACUAGCACACAUGAUGUAUUCCAUGCAUGUCGCCUCGAGGUGGACAGCUAG
Messenger RNA from Scedosporium apiospermum, 1008 nucleotides. RefSeq lists its product as uncharacterized. Lineage: Eukaryota; Fungi; Ascomycota; Sordariomycetes; Microascales; Microascaceae. The record is from RefSeq and is a predicted model, not a curated record. The coding region runs from base 1 to 1008 and encodes 335 amino acids. The transcript has 5 exons.